Molecule: messenger RNA, 9626 nt
Organism: Coregonus sp. 'balchen'
Lineage: Eukaryota; Metazoa; Chordata; Actinopteri; Salmoniformes; Salmonidae
Source: the annotation of a GenBank genome assembly
GUUUGCUAGAUUAGCAGCAGCAGCCUCUUCCGUUUGCCACGCCUGUUUACAAUUGAACGAUUUCCUUUGCCGAUGUAUCUUUGUCACAAGAAGGGAUGUGGUGAAACAAAUGUUGCCGUAAGAAUGAGUCCAUUGCAACAAGUUUAGUUGGCAUACAUUCAUCCAACAGACGCGCACGCUAAAGAAAGAAGGUAUGUUCUGUUCGAGCCUCUCGUGGAGUGAAUACUUGUUAAUAUAUGGCUAGGGCUGCUAAUGUCAUUUUAGGACUGGUUGAGGAUAGCAAUAGGCUAUUUGAAGAAGGAAAAACAAGUAGCCUCGUUACACACUGUAGAGUAAAGCUAUAGUUUACAUUGAGAAUUAUUUUGAAUGUGUUGUCACGGGUUUCUCUAGAGGUAUAUAGCUAGUGUAGCCUAACCAGCCGCUAGUGGGCGCUAGAUCGCACUAGCGGCUGCCUAGGAUAAACUAGGGCCUUUGUCUUACAGAAUUUUGCCUGUGUGGAUAGUUCAUUUCAAAUUUUAAACGUAAUCGUAGAAGUCAGUGGCCUAGACUCCUAGAGUGAUAGUUUUCUAAGCAUUCUACUUGCCUGACGACGCAAACUGAAUUCUUACGCAGUUUUAUGUUCGCUACAUACUUCAGUCAGAGACUGCCAUCAUUGAAGUCGUUUGUGUUGAUGUCAAAAGAGGGGGGUGUUGUACAAAACAAAGUCAUCAGCAAUGGGAUCGUCUCUAACUAAUCAGCAUAUCAAAGGCAAUGACGAAUUUUCAAAACGCUGCUUUGUACCCAUCCGUUUCUGGAACCAAUCAAAACGGCUAGAAUGUGUUUGCCUUCUAGAAAAUGUUGAGGUGGGACUCAAAUUCAGACUCAUUGCGGAGAAUAAAUGUUUGUGGGCAUGGCGUUUGACCAGAGUGAUGAGUUUCGGUAGCCAGCCAAGCAUUCAACCCACAAGGACUCAUUAUCUUGGGCUGGACAAGGCGUACAUGUUACUGUAUGUUCAAGGAAAGGCCAGGACAGCUUGGCUCUAAAUUGAUGUUUGAAGUUUAUGUAUAAAUACCCUGACUGAUGGAAAAUCAUUGAGCAACACAUUCAAACACACAGCUGCAGAGAGCUGCCCUAGGCUUUACGAAUUCACAGAGCUAAAGUGUCCAAGAUUAUCCAGUAAAAUAAAUAAAAUUAUAUCACCAAAGACAUCUAGUCUUACCAGGCAAGAACUAUAUGGCUGAGUCUAUAAUAAGAAAUGUAUACAAGAAAACUAGUCUUGUUCCCAGAAAAGUAUGGCAAGCAAGCUACAAGAAGACUCAUUGGCUCUUGAACAACAUUGUCAGUAAUUCAAUGAGCAUACCUAUGCCAUCUGUGAGUAAAGGCAAACAUGUUGUUGCUAGGGCAGUAUCCACAACUGUUCUUCCUCAAAUGAGAGUAACAAAGAAGUACAGCGGGCUAAAAUAAUUCGAUCAGUGGCAGCUUCAAGAGAGAGGUAAGAAAUUAACUUUGAUUACAUUGAUAAGUGUAUUUUUCGUUGUAUUCAGACAACACAGUAGGAGCUUUUUUCUGCACUGAUAUCAUAUCUUGUAGUAUAGGCAUAAAGGUAACAAAGAAGGUAAUGUGGCAGACUGUGUGUUCUAUGUCAGUCUUUGUUCUGUAGUUAAGCUUUGAUUGACACUACCCUCAUGAUCAGUGUUCUAGAGAGACACUCUAUAGUCGUUUGCCAUAGGUCAUUUCCAUGAGCACCAACAGGUGAAGUUCACAGGAGCAUAUCAAAUUGGGUGUCAAAUGAAAGCUAAGUCUAUAUUUUUUGGAAAUGAAGGUAUAAAUACAUUUCCCAACCAUUUUCCAUCUUAAAAUGUGGCUUUGAUUUCUGGUCAAACAGAUGGAAAAGGUGUCUUAGGAAACAUCUAACAUAAAAAGUCUUAAGUAUUAGAAAUACAUCAAAACACAAUGUUGAAGUAAAGACCCCUGCCAACUAAUAUCAACACUUUUAUAUUUAGUUUUGGAGAAAUGAUUUGCCUUCAGUAAGUUUAAGAAACAUUGCCUUGUGCCUUGUAAUUCCAUUACCAAAAACCCACAUCUUUAAGAUAUUAUCUAGGAUAUUAAGAUAUUACCUAAUUUCUCACCCUUUUGAGAGAGGAUAAUGAAGGUUCACAGAAGUAACAAGUAAAGGUAGACCUACCAAUUAGUUAGUGUUUUUACUGAUUUACAUUUUUGUAUAUGAAUUAUUAAGUGAUUAAAACUCGUAAUUCUGUUACCAAAUCGGUAACAGAAUUGCAAAGAAAUCCAUUACGGAAUUACUGCAUUUGAAUGGGCUACAAUGCGAAAUCAUAGUAGUCACAAACCGCAGUUGGUUCACCUACUACUGUCCUCCCUUCCACUGGCAUACUGUUAUGUUCAGCUCAUGCUUGUUUUCUUUCUUGUUCUGUCUUCUGGGUGGUCAAAGCAAGAAUGUGAACAGUCUGGACAACACCUCCCUCUCUCGCUGCCUCUCUCUCUUCUCUCUGGCCUUUUCUCAUUUGGGCAAAAGUCUGUCCUCUCUCCUCCGUGACCUGGAAACCGAUAAGUGGUUGCGGAGUGUGUCAGUUCGUUAGUAGGCAAACGGAAGACGGUCCUCCCAUCCUUGAUAGCCUCCUUUUGAUGAGGAAGAACAAGUGUAUCCUACCACGGAAGAGUUUUGAUAUCUGCCACACCCCCUUUGAAUCAGAUGUUGUAUUGCUGGAGGAAAAAAUAAUGCACACAUUUAAAAACAAUAUUGUACUUAUCCUUUUUAUCUAUACAAUUCUUGCACAAAUCACUUUACACGUUUAUUUUGGGAUCCACCCCUGGAAAUGUCAUUUGCCUGAUGGUACAUGAGAAGGUGCUUCUCAUUUCAUAAAAGUCUACGUUCACUUUCCUCGCCGCCUCUCCUUGAUUACCUUUGACCUUUUUUAAAAGGAGGUGAGAGGACGGAGGAGAGAGGACGCGGGAGUUUAGCAAAUCUAAUUGAGAAAAGGCCUCUCUCAGUUAAUGUUACCUCUUCCGGCUCUUAAUGACAUCCAUGAGCCAUGAAAAAUGUAUGCACUCACUAACUGUAAGUCGCUCUGGAUAAGAGCGUCUGCUAAAUGACUAAAAUGUAAAAUGUAAUGAGCCCCCUCUCUUUCCAUUUACUGUAACCAGCAUCCGCACCCACUGAGCACCGACUGUCACCGGACACCCAUGGACAUUGAAAUAUGUUCAGUCUGCCCUGGCCUUGAUUUCAACGUCCAUGGACGUUGAUUUGGCCCAAACAUAAACGUCCAUGAUUGGUGACUGGACCAAAUCUGAACCAAUCGUAGAUGUCUAUGUUUCACAAGUUUGGACAACAGUAGAGGAUAUUUCAGUACAGUAGAGCCCACUAUAGUACGGUAUAUUGUACUGUACUCUACUGUCCUGUACUCUACUGGGCUGUACUGUGAUGUCCAAACUUGUGAAAUAUAGAUGUCUAUGAUUGGUUUAGAUUAGGUCCGGACCAACCAAAUUUGGUUUGGGGGCGGGGCUCAUUAGAAUAAUAGCCAGUGUGUAGAAUAAUACCCAUGUAUGCAAAGGAUGAGAUUGCCUAUUUCUACCUUUGUGUACCUAUUCAGGGUACAUCACCAUGAAGAAAGUGACAUUCAUAUCCAUAAUUAUGCAUUUCUGUGUAGUACAGAUCAGGGACCCAUGAUGUAAUUCCGUUACCGUAAUUUUGUUACCGGGUGUAAAUCCACUUCACUUACUGUAGUUCAAUAACCAAAAUAUAUUUUUUUAAACUCAAGAUGUCAUGUCAUAGCUGACACCCCAUUCUUUCUGCAGACACCUUUUGAAUCUUAAUUCGGAGUAGACAUUUAAGAGUUUUUGGAAAACGUGGUCGCAUAAAAACGGAGGGAGAUUUUACCGUCAUUCUGUUACCGUACUUUGCAUCUGCAAAGUUCUUCCAAUAAAUGUGUUUUUGUUAAAUUGUCUGUGUAAAUUGUUCAAAGUAGCCCUUGUGCAUAGAGUCGUAUGGUUUGUUAAACUUGGUUUUGAAAACAAUGGUUUUGGUUUGGUAUACAUUUUUUAAGGGAAAAUUCUGAGUCAGCGUAAUUUCCGUUAUCGUGGAAAUUGUCAACAAGACAUACUCAAACCGGCAGGGAGGAUGCUAGAGGGAGCGCAACACCCCAGACACACAAAGAGCAUUGGCUGUCUGUUUUGAAAUUGUAUUUACAAUAAUUUUGGUUCACAAUGAGUCCAGGAUGGAAUCUCACUAUCAUUUAAAUAUAAUCGAGCUUAUGAGAGCUAUUCAACUUCGUGACGAAUACAGAUAAGAUUAUGGUUUACAUAUGUUAUUUCAGCAUUACUUGACUGACGGCUCUAGCUGGAUGGAUGCUAAAUGUUUGUGUUUAUAUGGCUGGUCUGUUUGGUUGUAGCUAUGCUAAUAUAAGGUAUACUGCAGAAGUGGACAAAGGGCAGUGUUCUUCCUCCUCUUAUCUGUGCUACCAACCCUGACCACACAACAGAUAGUGGUACCAGUAGUAAAGCACAAGUGUCUUUGGUUUACAUCUCAACAACUGUUUACAGACUGAAAUGUAUAUUUUGCUGUCAAUUUCAGCAGCCGCCUUGGACACAUGAUGCAUCUCUGGGCCUCUCCCCGUAACCAUGGCACUGGGAGUUGACAGGGCCUUCCCAGCAUCCGUCUGUUCGAUGGAGUCCAAGGGCUGCAGUGGGCAAUGGAAGACCCGGAUUCCAGAGUCUAUCAGGAUUGGGACGGGGACAACCACAACGCAGCAUUCCAAAGACAAAGACAAAGACAAAGACAGGGAGAGGGGGACAGGGGACAGGGACCGGGGUGGUCCCAGGAAGAGUGUUACCAUGGCACCCACUUCCAGGUAUAUGAGUGACAGGAGGCAGUACUCUAUGAGGAAACCGCUGGUCACCACUACAGAGCAGCAGACCUCCAUCCUAAAGAAAUCAUACCUACAGGAGCACCCAGAAAAGGUGAGAUGGGAGUGCGUAAGCUUUCUAACAAAUGCAUUGACUGCUACUAUUGUAUGACUUAUGACAAGUAUUACAACAACGUUAGAUUUAGAUUACCUUUGACUGCACAUUUUAAACUAAUUCUACUACUACUGUACAAAUAACAGCAAUGAACACCACAUUGUAUGUUAGCUCUACCUAAUGUCCUAUUCCUUCCCUAUUCUUUCACCAUAGGAGCGACAGUGGGAAGGUAGCAGUAAUGAAGCACACCAUCAUAGCGAGUUCCAGACCAGAUGGGCUGAACAGAAGUUCCCAGACAACCGCAACCCCUCUCAGGCCAACAUCACACCCUGCUCAGCCUCCAGAGAGGACCUCAGCACCUCCCUGGGGAUGUCAGACCUCAGGACCUGGCUGUCACAUGAAGAACCCACCUUCAGCUCAUCGUACCUGGGCAGCAGGCCCGGCCGACGCAGCCUCUCCAGCCCACCCCUGGAGGGCCAUACCAUCUCUACUCCACUCAGCCCCAAGUGGACCUCCACUCUGCUAUCCCCCCUCUCGCCCUCCUACAUCCCCCCUUCGCGCCCGUCCAGACAGAGACGGACAGAGCUGAGAGUGGAUGCAGGUGAAGUUUGUCAAUCACAUGGAGGAGGAAGGGAAACGUAUCUAAACGUAGGCCCUUCAGUGGGCUACUCCAAGGGACGCUCCAACCCUGCGCUCCACACCAUGUCCCCCCACCAGGCCAACUACUGGGCCUGCGCCAUUCCCAGCUCCCUACCCCCCUCCCCAGACCGACGCUCUUCGAGCUGGGACCCUGAUAAGGAGUACCAAGCCCUCCUGGACUACACCUACCCCCUGAGGCCAGGUAGGGUGGUGGGUGGGUGGGAUACCUCAGAUGCAGGGGGUGGGCCUCUCAUCCAGACAGAACCAGGCCUCCAGGACUCGGGAAUAGAACUGGACCGCCUCUGCAGCUCCACCAGCCUGUCAGCUUUGGACUUUUCCCUGAGGGGCACGGCGGGGACAGGUAGGGCCAGGGAGAGGGGGAUGCUGGGUAUAGGUCAGAGGUCAUCUGAGUUGCAUGGGCUCUCACACCCCAAGUCCUCUGAUGGUCGACUCUCCAGUAGCCCCUUCUCCUCUGCGGACCCUCUUGGUCUAUCCGUGGAGAGUCUGGACUGUAGUGGAGGUGGUGGUCUAAAUCCUUUGCAUCGUAGCUGGGAAGGUCGCUACCGCCAACACGGCAUCUCCUCCUCCUCUUCCACCACGUUCAUCCGCACCACCAGUAUCCUUCCCCAGCCAGGGUGCCUCGGAGGGGGGGCUUGGGAUGAGGAGUUCUGGCCUCUCCCGGAGCAGUUGGAGGAGCUCCAGGGUUUGUCCCGGCAGGUCAGGGAGGUAACGGCCCAACUCAACCAGCCUGUCACAGCCAGCUGGGAGUCCCUGGAGAGGGGGACCACCUCUGUCCAGUCCUCCAUGACCCUGGCUGAGAAACAGGAGGCAGAGGAGGAGAGAAAAGAGCAGGAGCAGAAUGAGGAGGAAGAAAGGGAGGGUGAUGAGGAGGAGAAGCAGAAAGAGGUGUCCAUUUCUGAAGCACUUCAAUACUUUAAUAAAGGUAUGUGUUGGUGGCAGCAUUUCAUUAGGCUUUUUAAAAAUUGUAUUUGUAAUAUUUCUCAACUUAGCAUGUGUUUGACUUUAAACACUUUUAGUCUCUAAAGUGGUCCAUAGUGGGGAGUCCUCCCAGGCAGCCAGAAGCUCUGGUUCUAGGAUGGAGGCUGGGGUAGCAGGCAGGGGAGUGAGCAGGGCCAGUCUGAGAGAGGUGGAGGCCAUGGUGGACCAGUUGAGUGGACUAACCCUGCCUGAGUUCCAGAGGGGGAGCCAGGGGGACCAGGAGCACAGGGAGUCCCUCAUGCAGCACAUCCAGGUAAGGACAGAGAGCUAAAGGUAUUGCUUUAUUAUGUGCAAUAUAAUGACGAGGGUGUGCCACUGCUACCAGUACAAUGCAAUAUGAUACAGUACCUCACAACACAAUGAAAUACAAUACACAUUACACAAUCAAUGCAAUGUGUUGAUAAUGGUAUAUUGCAUAAUAUAUGCACAGUACAUAGGUCUCAUCUCUAUUAAAUAUUAUUACAUCCAAAUCCAGUAACAAACGGUUGUGGUGCAGUUUGAAAUUAAUUCUGCGACUGGCAACCUGUUUACCCAUCAGACCUUCUGUUCUAACCUGGAGGAUCUCAUCCAAUGGCUGUACACUGUGGUGGAGAGGAUGGAGGUGCUGGCUCCACCCACUGUGGACAUCGAGAGUGUCAAGUCGUCACUGGCGGAUUAUAAGGUCAGUAUGUACGCACAGAGAUCCUAUAAAUCAAUUCUAAAUGUAAGUCUGUGGUUGUACAAUACACGUCCUUGUUCAAAGGUGAUAACGCUUGGCAUUGUAUCUUGGGAGAAUGGGAAGUGCCUUAUAAUUAAUCACCCCCCUCUGCCCCUUUCUCUCUUUUGCUGUCUUUCUUUCUCUAUUUGCCUCUUUCUCCCCACUCCCUCUGUUUUCCCCUUUGUCUCCUUCACCCCAAUCCCUCUCUCUCGUUCCCCUGCCUCUCCCUCCACAGAGGUUUCAGAGAGAAGUAAACGCCCACCAGCCUCUGACCACCUCUGUUCUGCAGACUGGAGAGCUUCUCCUGGGUUGUAUGACCUCCACUUCUCCCGGUGAGCUUUCCAUCACUGACUAGUUUCUCUUUGCCUGCAGCUAUUUCAUUGGUACCUACUGUAUGUCAGGUGUCACCCACCCUGAUUAUUAGGACAGACAAAUGAGGCUUCCUUCACACAGGAAUGACCCCUCAAGCAGAUCAGCCUGUCAGACCAGACUUCUUCAUAGUAAAGGGUGUGGAAGUGUUUUACUGAAAGAAGACGAUGAGGCCAACACCCCCCUGUACUCUAUUUCCCUUUGUGAAUGCUGAAAUAUGCUUGUGCUCCUUUACUAAAGGAAGAGUAAAAUUAAUUGCGUGACACAGCAACAUAUGAGAUUCUUGAUGUGGGCGUUGCCUGUGUUUUUAAAGGGCUCCAAAUUCAAAUUACAUUACAUGAUUAGCUUACAUGUUUGUGUGAAUGCUACCUUGAUCCAAGGGUAACAUUUAUUGUCUGCUAACAGUGGCGAGCUUGUCUAUUUGUUUCAGGUCUCAUACGGGUCAGUUCAACAGCUAACACUUGCAUACUGUAGAGGUCUGGCAGUCAGGGGUAAUUCUAUACCAACAGUACUCUCCUCUGACCGAAAGAGGAAACGCUGUGUGAGGAGAAUGCGGCCAUGCAUCCAUGACUAGAGAGAGCUGUGUUGGGGCUCUGUUUUUUUCCUCUCUCAUUCCAAACUGUGUCACAGGCAAACAGGAAGGAAUCUUAGUGGGUUGAUUGUACAAAUGUACCACUAAAGUUUCCCAUUUCUCUUUUAUUUCCUCUUCCUCUUUUUAUUUAUAUCUCUAUACUACUCUCCCCCCUCUCUCUCUUCCGCUUCUUAUGUCACCCAGUUCUGAAAGAGACGCUUGGUCUUAUUGAGAGGCAGUCAAGGGCGUUGGAGACCCACUCAGAGCACCUCUUCUCCUCUAUCCUCUCGGCCAUGGACAGCCUGACCCAGCCCAGGGAGCCCAGCGGGGCAGAGGAGACCGGAGCUGGGGACCCCGAUAGGGUGGUCCAGGGGACAGCUCAGUGAAGGCUCCAUGCAAGAUAUGGAUAGUAUGUUUCUGUGGUUACGUAGAGAUGGGGCUAUGAUUACUCUAUAGCACCGUCUAGUUUCGGGCUAUCAGUUUUAUUAUUUAUCAUAAGUAAUUAUUAUCCUUUUCAGUGAUGAAGAAUGAGAGCGGAUUGGUGGAGCAGGCAUGAUGAGGGGGAGGAGCUUCUUCACUGUAACAUUCCUUAAAGGAAAUGACCUGGUUGUGUUGAAAAGAGAACCACUUGACUGUUGUCAUGCUUUUGUUUCAAUCUUUUUUUAAGUGCUUUUUAAAUGUAUGCAUAAUGUGUGCUGAAGAAGCUAAGUAUUAUUUGCCUUGUGAUAUAUGCUCAGGCAGAUGUCUAAUCAUUUCUUUGUUACAGUUAUAACGACCCAGUGCACUCUUCUUGCAACUCACUCUGUUACAUGCUACACACGUAACAUUAUUGUUAACCUAUUUUGAUAUCGCUCUGUGUCAUUUUAGUGUCUUCACUAAACGUGCUGUGGAUUUAGUACACUGGGUAGAGCACUGCAAUAUUUUCUAGCAAGUCUUUUUCAGGGAGAAUUCAUCAGCCAGUUGAUCAUGGUCUCAGGUUGUGUCAUCACCUGUCUCUGGUACAUAAUGUUGAGUCUUUUUCCUUGAGUGAAGGUCCAGAAGGGAAGGUCUGCACUUGUUGAUGCUGUAUAUGUAGACUGGUAAUAUAGGAUGAUGAACCAUUCAGUGCCCUUAGAGUUGUAUUUGAAAUCAGAGGCCUACAUCUAAACUCCUUGAUCAGAUGGCAGCUAUGUGCAAGAUAUGGUCACUGAUAAUCACCAGCCUGAGACAACAGCACAGUUUGGAGGUCCCAUGUUUUUAUGAGUUUGGUACUUUUUGUAUGCAUGGGAAACCUGGAUGAAAAGUGCCUAAAUUCAAUCAGAUCAAGCAUUAACCGGCAAUAGUCGACACCCGCAUACCUGAUGUUUUGGCGGUGUAACUGUGUUGAAGCUGUCAAAUUGGUGAGCAGCUGCUCUUGAU